Messenger RNA from Caenorhabditis remanei, 2130 nucleotides. RefSeq lists its product as uncharacterized. Gene Ontology annotation, biological process: lysosome localization. Bases 1 to 2130 code for a protein of 709 amino acids. The transcript has 7 exons. Gene Ontology annotation, cellular component: BORC complex. NCBI's taxonomy places the organism in Eukaryota, Metazoa, Nematoda, Chromadorea, Rhabditida, Rhabditidae. The record is from RefSeq and is a predicted model, not a curated record.
AUGUCCGAUUUAACACUAGAAUCUCUACAAUGCUACAAUUCUGGAGUGGAAAAAGCAUGUGAUGCUGCUGAUUCGAAUGUGAAGUCGACGUACGCGAUUCUGGCAAAAGUGGAAGAAGUCAAUCAAUCGAUGGGAAGUGUGCAGAAGUUGGCUGGUCAGAUAAAGGAAAUGCGACGACUCGUGGAACUAUUCGAAACACUCUUCCAUGGAAGUUUGAAAAUUGAUUUCGCCUCGCUCUCUAAUCGAUGUCGUAUUGUUGUUAAAUCUGCAGUUCGUAAGAAUUCUUUUGAAUUAAGUGUUCGAUUCCAUAAAAUCCCGCAAGUAGAAAUAUGCGAGGAGGAAUGCUACGAUUUGGUGGAGCCUUAUUUGGAUAGAAGAUAUCAUCAUCUGGAUUCAGUUAUAACACUUCGGACAUACUUCCAAAGUUACGAGAUGGUAUCUGUCAUCUGGACACAAUUAUGGACUGAUUAUAUAUGUAGUAUUUUUAAUUGCAAAGUUCACUAUCUUCACAUUCAAUCUGAUGAAUGCAGUGGAGCCCUUCUCUCUAUUGUGGAAUGGUUAAAAAAUCGUCAAGAAUCAAUACCCGAAUUCUCUUUGACUGAUCCGAAUUCCAUUAGCGAGAAUCUUUCUUCAGUAUUCAGGAAUCUCGAUAUCACAAACUCUUUGUGUUUAUCUAUGUUUCAGAGUAAUUUGAUCAAUCCGGUUGAUUUCAAGUUCAAUAUGAAUUUUGUGUUUAUCGAAGGGCAUUUGCCUUCAGUCAAGUGGAUUACCAUAGAUAAUCUACUUGCUUCCAAUUGUAUGCAUUUCUGCCUCUAUUGUUCUCCAUUCACAGACGUUGACCUGAAUAGGUUUUUGAAGGAAUGGGUUAACGGGUCGAAUCCCAGAUUGAAUGCUUUAACAAUGUUCGUGAAAGAAAUAGAUAAUACCAUUUUAAUUGGGGAAUUGGAUGUUGAAGAGCGAGAUGGUUCUGUGGAACGAAUCUAUCAUCACAAGAAUGCAGAAAAAAGUUGUUGGUUUUCUCUACAAUGCUACAAUUCUGGAGUGGAAAAAGCAUGCGAUGCUGCCGAUUCGAAUGUGAAGUCGACGUACGCGAUGCUGGCAAAAGUGGAAGAAGUCAAUCAAUCGAUGGGAAAUGUGCAGAAGUUGGCUGGUCAGAUAAAGGAAAUGCGACGACUCGUGGAACUAUUCGAAACACUCUUCCAUGGAAGUUUGAAAGUUGACUUCGCGUUGAUUUCAAAACGGUGUCGUUAUGUUGUAAAGUCUGCAGUUCCUCGAGACUAUUUCAAAAUUAAUGUCUGUUUUUCCAACACAUCCCGCAUAUUUCUGCAAACAGAUAAAUAUCGUUACGAUUUGAUGAGACCGCCUUUGUAUGGAAUUGGCACUAAGCCAGAUCCAACUAUUAGACUUCGGAUGCGUUUCAUCAGAAACGAGUUGUCAUCAGCAAACUGGACAAAGAGAUGGGUUGAUAACGUAUCAUUUCUUUUUAACUGCAAAGUUCAUUCCCUUCAAAUCGAAUCUGGCGAAUGUAGCAAAUCUUUCUUGUCCAUUGUCGAAUGGUUACAAAACAAACAAAAGUCAAUCGAGAUGUUCUCUGUGAAAGGACCCGAGGUUGCCAGUCAAAAUCUUUCACUCAUAUUUGAACGACUCGAAAUCAAACAUAUGUUGUCUUUGAAUUUGAAUCAUAAAGCUGAAGUCAGACCGAGUCUUAUCAAAUUCAACAUGGAUAUCGUCGAACUGUAUGGAUCUCCUCUUUCAAUGAUGUGGAUCACUUUAGAGAGCAUUCUGUCAUCUAACUGCGUCUGUUUCAAUCUGGACAAUUCGAAUUUAACAGAUUUGAAUUUGAAUCGGUUCAUGAAAGAAUGGGUGAGGGGGUCGAAUCCUAGAUUAAAGUCGUUGCGGUUGAAAAUCAAAAAAGUAAAUCUGGAAAAUUUACUGGAUGAAUUGGAGUUAGAGGAACCGGAUGGAACUGUGGAUCGAGUUUUUAAUCUUCCGGGUAUCUUAGUGCGGCCGAUUGAUAUGACGAGUGGAACUGACAUCAACACUUUGGACGGAAGAUUGGGAACGUUCAAAGUAGAAGAUGAUGAAUUCUCUGAUGAAUUACAACUUUUCACAAUGGUUUUUUGGAGUUGA